AAUGAAUUUAUUUCGACGGCGGAGAUGGAGAUACUUCGAGGGAUUUAGGUACCUACCUACUUUCCUUGCCUCAUAGGUCUUUUAUAAAUCCAAAACAAGCUAUCAACUGAUUGGGUGCUUCAGUCACUCACUAAAUUGGAGCUAUAAUCAUCUCACCAACUCGCUGAGCAACACGGAGCCAUCCUUAUCCCUCUAUCUGAAGGACGACCAACGGCAAGUGGAAUGGUCAUCUGGUGACCAUGUCUGCUUUUGUAUCCCGGAGAGGUGCCAUGCGUGGCAUGCAGGCUCUGCGUCGCUUGGAAACGUCCACGCUUGUGCAGCCAAGCCAAAAAUUCAGAUGGCAAUACUGCCGUAGUUUGUCAAGAACAGCUCGGUUAUACGGUCGACAAGACCCUUUGCUUUCCGCACAGACGGAGAAAAGGCAAUGGUCGACACCUUUGGCAGAGCAGCUAGCUGCGGCCAUUUUGACUACGGGACCCAUCCCACUUGCUAGCUUUAUGCGUAUGUGCCUGACUGCAGAUGUUGGUGGCUAUUAUACGGGCGCCAUUGAGCAAGGGAGGGACCAGUUUGGCCUCAAGGGUGACUUUGUGACAUCGCCCGAAGUCUCCCAGGUGUUUGGAGAGCUCGUUGCCAUCUGGUUUGUUGCAGAAUGGAUGUCCCAGGGUCGUCCGUCGCGUGGGGUCGAGCUCAUGGAAUUAGGGCCAGGAAGGGGAACUUUGAUGAGUGACGUUCUCCGGACAAUCAAAAGAUUUGGUGACAUGUCUAACAGCCUCGACGCCAUAUACAUGGUUGAGGCAAGCCCAGAGCUACGGAAAGCCCAGAAGAAUCUUUUGUGUGGCGAGGAUGCGCCCCUGACCGAGUCUGAAAUCGGCUAUCAUAGCGUCUGCAAACAAACACAACUGCCAAUCGUAUGGACUGAGACUGUUCAGUCAAUCCCGAAGAACCCUGAUAAGACGCCAUUUAUCGUUGCCCAUGAAUUCUUCGACGCGCUGCCAAUACACACUUUCAUGAAUGUGCCAGUCCCGUCUGAGAAGUCGGCUGGCACAACAAACCCUAGCUCAGCCCCGGAAACAACCCUCAAGUCAACUCUUGAAUGGCGUGAGCUCGUGGUGUCACCAACGCCUCCAGGAUCGACUCACGAGAGCCUCAACACCCCUGCCACGCAACGGUGGGAUACACCACCACCAGACUUUCAGCUAACGCUCUCAUCAUUGGCGACUCGGCACUCACGGUACCUCCCAGACUCGUCGCCGCGCUAUCGAGCCAUGAAGAAAGUUGCAGACGCACAGAUCGAGGUGUGCCCAGAUGCAUCCCUAUACGCGGGUGACAUUGCAUCACGGAUCGGUGGCUCGGUUCAAAAUCCCAAGCCACGGCCUAGCGGUGCAGCCUUGAUCCUAGACUAUGGCCCAGGCGAUGGUACGAUCCCGGUCAACUCGCUCCGAGGAAUCCGUCGUCAUCAGCGUGUCAGUCCCUUUGUUGAGCCUGGUCUCACUGACUUGAGCGCCGAUGUCGACUUUGCUGCUGUGGCCGAGGCUGCCAUGCGUGCCAGUGAGGGGGUGGAGGUUCACGGCCCUGUUCCACAAGGGUACUUCCUUGAGGCCAUGGGCAUCAAACAAAGGGCCGAUAACCUGAUCAAGAACUGCAAGGAGCCAUCAAAGGCUGCAGAUGUCGAUCGCGCCUGGAAGAGGCUUGUGGAUCGGGGAUCGAAUGGCAUGGGCAAAAUCUAUCAGGCCCUGGCUAUCUUGCCAGAAAAUGAUGGCAAGCGUCGUCCAGUUGGAUUCGGCGGUGACGUUGGGGAAUAGAAUCCCAUGUGUCAAUUUCCUUGAUACCUGCUGUACAUUCCUUGUAUGAAUAUGGCUCGUAAAGCUGCAUCUUUAGACUGUUUGUUGUAGAACCAGGAUAUCUAUCAGACACAACUCUUUCAUGUCGUACUUUUUGGAAGAGCACAGUAAUACAAAACAUGGCAGAAUAUAAAUUGUAUAUCCAAGCCGCGAUCUUUUUGUCAUACCCAGGAGAAGGCACUCAUGAUAACCC
Messenger RNA from Pyricularia oryzae 70-15, 2034 nucleotides. RefSeq lists its product as uncharacterized. The transcript is spliced from 4 exons. Gene Ontology annotation, molecular function: protein-arginine omega-N symmetric methyltransferase activity. Gene Ontology annotation, cellular component: mitochondrion. The coding region runs from base 240 to 1802 and encodes 520 amino acids. Gene Ontology annotation, biological process: mitochondrial respiratory chain complex I assembly. NCBI's taxonomy places the organism in Eukaryota, Fungi, Ascomycota, Sordariomycetes, Magnaporthales, Pyriculariaceae. The record is from RefSeq and is a predicted model, not a curated record.